AGUUUCACACGAAUUGCUGUCUGUCUAUCGAUACUUCACUAUUCAGUGGAAGCGUUGUUUCAUUUGUCACGACUUUUAUACUUUGCCGACAAAUUGCAAGUCGUUAGCUAUAGUUUUAAACUGUGGAAUGUGCUGUUCGUAUUGGCGCGCUUGGGCUCCAUCACGCUAUCGGUGCUAACUUUCUGGUACGGGUUGGCCGCCCACCAGACCGCCCAACUCAAUGUGGCCGAAGGCAACUUUAAUACACAAAUCAUUAGGAUCAACUGUUUGGCGGCCAUAUGUCUGCUGCAGGCGUGGAUGAUGUGGAACUUCAUUAACUUUCAUUUGCGACGAAUGCGUGAGAAGGCGGCCGAAGCGGCGGCCCUUCGCAAGAAGGGAGGACAGGGAGGCGUUCGCACCAAAAAGCCCAAGAAGGAGGUGAAGGAGAAGGAGGACGUGUCCGAACUGCCCGAAGUGGACCAAAACACUAAGAAAGGGCUCGUCCACCGGCCCACUAAGGCGUCCCCCAAAGUCAAAUAGACAUAGCUUUACGUCUGGGCUUUAGGGUUAGAGUGAGAGCCAAAGGGAGAGAGAGAUAGUGUUGUUUUAAAUGAUAGUUUUAUUUGUUUUUUCUGUUUCCUAUUGUGUGUGAAAAUUGAAUGACUGAUUGGUUGGAGAGAUUGUAUGCAUUUUUUAGUGUCAUUUAUUAAGAUUUAUUUUGUUUGAAUGCAAAAUGUUUGAGAAUUUUUCGCUUUUUUGUUUAGUUAUAUUUCUUCCAACAUUUUAUUGAUUUUUUUUUACUGUAUAUGAAUCGCAAAAUGAUUUUUAUUUUGCCCAACGUUUAGUGUUAUAAUUUAGGCCCGAUAUCGAGAUAUACAAGUUAAUCAUCUUGCUAAUACAAUAUCAAUACUUCUCGGUAAACAUUAUUGUAUUUUAAGGUGUGUUUUCAAUUGGUUUUUUCAAUUAUUAUUAUUAAUUCACUGGUGUUUCCCAUAUUAACCCUCUCUUCCCAUACUUUCCAAUCAUUUUGUUGUUGUGUUUUUUGGUGGG
Medioppia subpectinata is the source of this 1029-nucleotide messenger RNA. The record is from the annotation of a GenBank genome assembly. Lineage: Eukaryota; Metazoa; Arthropoda; Arachnida; Sarcoptiformes; Oppiidae.